Musa acuminata AAA Group (dessert banana) is the source of this 1469-nucleotide messenger RNA. RefSeq lists its product as uncharacterized. Bases 70 to 1272 code for a protein of 400 amino acids. The transcript has 7 exons. The record is from RefSeq and is a predicted model, not a curated record. Gene Ontology annotation, molecular function: lipase activity. Lineage: Eukaryota; Viridiplantae; Streptophyta; Magnoliopsida; Zingiberales; Musaceae. Gene Ontology annotation, cellular component: membrane.
UCCGUGUAAUAUACUGAUGAAACGGUCUCACGCAAGGAAGGAAGAGAAGAGGAGGAGAGGCGGUGAGGGAUGGAAAGGGGGCCGACGGUGGGAGAGCUGACCUCCGGGGCGAGCGGCCGAAUCAUCCCGGUGUUGAGGAACAUACGGCGGUCCGUGCCGUCGCCGGCAUCGCUCGUCCGCGUGCUCUUCUUCCUGCACUCCUUGGCCUUGCGGUUCCUCCGCCGUCGGAGCCCACUCUCAUCCAAGACUGCGGCGGCGGCGGCGGGGGGCUCUCCCCGGCAGAGGACGAGGGGAGGGGGCGGCGGGAGGUGGUGGGCGGCCGCGGAGGAGGAGGACGUGCGGCGGCGGAGGGCGCUCGCGGAGGAAGUGGAGAUGGUCCCCGAGUCGGCGGAGAGCGAAGAGGGUGGGGCAUGCCGGUGGAGGACGUUCGAUUUCGUGGGACCGAGGAGGAUGGCGCUCUUCUGCCGGUCGUGGCUGCCCGCGUCUGGGGAUCUGAGGGGCAUUACGAUGAUAAUACAUGGACUGAAUGAACAUAGUGGAAGAUACGCAUACUUUGCUAAGCAGCUAAUGGCAUGCAACUUUGGAGUAUAUGCAAUGGAUUGGAUAGGCCAUGGUGGCAGUGAUGGAUUGCAUGGAUAUGUACCUUCAUUAGAUUACGUUGUGGAGGACACUGGAAAAUUUCUAGAGAAAGUCAAAUCUGAAAAUCCUGGUGUACCUUGUUUCCUUUUUGGUCACUCCACUGGUGGAGCUGUGGUUUUAAAGGCAGCUUUGUAUCCUCAUAUUGAGGCUAUGGUAGAAGGGAUCGUACUGACAUCUCCGGCAAUCCGUGUAAAGCAAGCUCAUCCAAUAGUUGGGGCUGUGGCUCCAAUUCUUUCACUUGUGCUGCCGAAGUUCCAAUUCAAGGGAGCUAACAAAAGGCGCAUUCCUGUAUCGAGGGACCCAGCUGCGAUGUUGGCUAAAUACUCAGACCCGUUAGUUUACACUGGGCCGAUAAGAGUUCGAACAGGCCAUGAGAUCCUGCGGCUUUCUUCUUACCUGCUGCAGAACAUGAAGUCCGUCAGUGUGCCUUUCUUUGUCCUGCAUGGGACUGCCGACAGGAUCACCGAUCCACUUGCCUCGCAGGAUUUGUACAAUGUGGCUGCCUCGAGGCACAAGGAUUUAAAACUCUAUGAGGGCUUUUUGCAUGACCUUCUAUUUGAGCCCGAGCGCGACAAAGUUGGUGCAGACAUAAUUGAUUGGAUGCUGAGGAGGUUGCAGCAGCAAAGCUUAUGAAUGUGCAUGUUCUUAGGAGACAGCCAGUCGAGCACAGGAUUUGCUGGGCUAAGGAAUGCCUGGGUUGUAGUUGAUUGAAUCUAAUCCUGCAUGUUUGAUUUGUGUUUUCUCCUGAAGGCAAGGGACUGAUGUUUGUCAUAGUCAUCCAGUGUUGUAUAUGAUUUAAAUUUUAAAUAAAUGUCCUUGUAUAUUUCAAA